Polyodon spathula (Mississippi paddlefish) is the source of this 1971-nucleotide messenger RNA. RefSeq names its product poly(U)-binding-splicing factor PUF60-like. Gene Ontology annotation, cellular component: precatalytic spliceosome; catalytic step 2 spliceosome. The record is from RefSeq and is a predicted model, not a curated record. NCBI's taxonomy places the organism in Eukaryota, Metazoa, Chordata, Actinopteri, Acipenseriformes, Polyodontidae. Gene Ontology annotation, biological process: mRNA splice site recognition; regulation of alternative mRNA splicing, via spliceosome; alternative mRNA splicing, via spliceosome. Gene Ontology annotation, molecular function: RNA binding. The transcript has 11 exons. The coding region runs from base 68 to 1675 and encodes 535 amino acids.
UCGCGAGAACAGCCUCUGCUUCUGCUCUCUGUUCGGCGCUUGCUUGGUUAUUUGGAGUGUGUGCUUCAUGGCGGUAUCAGUGAAUGUGGGUGGUGAAGCUCUAAUGAUGAAGAAUGGACAGAGCACAGUGCCAAAGCUUGGCCUCCCUCUGCUUACUCCGGAGCAGCAGGAGGCGCUACAGAAGGCAAAGAAGUAUGCAAUGGAGCAGAGCAUCAAGAGUGUGCUGGUGAAGCAGACCAUUGCUCACCAGCAGCAGCAACUAACUAACCUCCAGAUGGCAGCAGUGACAAUGGGCUUUGGAGAUCCUCUCUCACCUUUACAAUCGAUGGCAGCCCAGCGGCAGCGUGCGCUAGCCAUCAUGUGUCGAGUUUACGUGGGCUCAAUUUACUAUGAGUUGGGGGAGGACACUGUCCGACAAGCUUUUGCUCAUUUUGGACCCAUCAAAAGCAUAGAUAUGUCCUGGGACUCGGUCACUAUGAAACACAAGGGAUUUGCCUUUGUCGAGUAUGAAGUCCCAGAGGCAGCACAGCUUGCCCUGGAACAGAUGAACUCGGUCAUGCUGGGAGGAAGAAACAUCAAGGUGGGCAGGCCAAGUAAUAUUGGACAGGCUCAGCCCAUCAUUGACCAGCUAGCAGAAGAGGCAAGGUCCUUUAACCGGAUCUACGUUGCAUCCGUACAUCCAGACCUGUCUGAUGAGGACAUCAAGAGUGUCUUUGAGGCUUUUGGGAAAAUCAAAUCCUGCAUGCUAGUCAGAGACCCCACUACAGGCAAACACAAAGGUUAUGGCUUUAUUGAAUAUGAAAAGUCUCAGUCGUCUCAGGAUGCUGUAUCUUCCAUGAACCGUUUUGAUCUGGGAGGUCAGUUACUGUGCGUCGGUAAAGCGGUCACUCCAGCCAAUGCACUUCUGGCCCCCAUGACGCCUGGAGGCUUACCGCCUGCUGCAGCAGUGGCAGCGGCAGCAGCGACAGCCAAGAUCACAGCGCAGGAAGCAGUAGCUGGAACCUCGGCACUGAAUGCGCUCACGACUCCAACACUGACGCUGGGACAGACAUUGGGACAAACAUUUGGACAGUCAUUGGGACAGCCGCUGGGGGCUCUACCCCAGGCAAUGAUGGCAGCACAAGCACUUGGCGUCUUCUCAGGUGUGAAUCAAAUGCAGCCACUCCUUCCAGUGAUACCACAGGUUGGGUUAGUGAACCCGGUCCUGUCCACCCCUCCAGCACUAGCGGCCGCCGCAAAGGCCAAGAAGGAGAAAGAGGAAGAGGUGGGAGCGGAUGGGGAGCGCACAGAGAUGCUGAGUGAACAGGAGCACAUGAGCAUCUCGGGCAGUAGUGCCAGACACAUGGUCAUGCAGAAACUGAUGAGAAAACAGGAGUCAACUGUGAUGGUGCUUCGGAACAUGGUUGGUCCCGAGGACAUUGAUGAUGAUCUUGAGGGCGAGGUGACAGAGGAGUGUGGGAAGUUCGGAGCAGUGAACCGUGUGAUCAUCUACCAGGAGAAGCAGGGGGAGGAGGAGGAUGCUGAGGUGAUCGUCAAGAUAUUUGUGGAGUUUUCAACGGCAACCGAGAUGGACAAAGGCAUCGAGGCGCUGAAUGGGCGCUGGUUUGGAGGCAGGAAAGUCAUUGCUGAGGUGUACGACGAGGAGCGCUUCAACAACAGCGACCUGUCCGCUUAAAUAUUUGCUCUCUUUUUAUUAAAUAUUGUUGAGGGGAGGGGGUGGGUGUAAAGAAACUAUUUUGUUUAUUUUGACCAUUCCAUAUUGUGAAGGAGUGGAUAUUCAUGAGAUGUUUCCUUUUUGUUUUUUUUCUGAAGUGCAGAGUAAAUAAUUCCAUUACCAACUGGAUAUUAGUACUUGUGUUCCUCUUAAUUUAUGCUUUAUAAAUAAAUAGAUAUAACCAGGAUAAAUCAUGUGGCAGCAUAUAACAUCUUUAAAUCUCAGAUCAGUCCCAGAAUAAAACUUUUGUUUUGAAA